GAUGGAAGCACCAGCUGAAGGAGAAGCCGUGGUAUUCCCUUGCCUUGAAGAGUUGGAUAUCAGCCACUGUCCCAAUUUGGGAAAUGCUUCUGCGAGUCGUUUUCCACGUCUUAAGACGUUGAAGAUAUAUCAAACGGGACUCACUUGUCUACCGGAAGGGAUGUUGGAGUAUUUGGAGAUACGUGGUUGUGGUGAGUUAACUUCUAUUGCUCCUGAUGUAUUUGGCUGUUUGGGAUCUCUUCGAUCACUCAUUGUUAUCGAUUGUGAAAAACUAAGUCAAUUGCCUGAUGGGCUAGACAAACUCCCUCAUCUUGAGGUGUUGAGCAUAGGUGGUUGUCCCAGCCUCAAGUCGAUUCGGAUCACACAGGACGAGCACAAUCUCCUUCCUCUGGAGGAGUUGACAAUACAUGAGUGCCCCAACCUAGAGUCGAUUCAAAUCACACCGGGCAUCGAAUCUCUCCGUGUAUUGAACAUUGAUGGUUGUGAGGUAUUAUCAAUCCUAGAGGUUGGGCUCCGUAAGUGCACCUCUCUUCAGAGGUUGACGAUUGCUGAUUGUCGGAGAUUAUUAAGCCUACCGAGUGGGCUCCAAUUCUGCACCUCUCUUCGGGUAUUGGCGAUUUCCGGUUGUAGUGGAUUAACAUCAAUUCCAAUCACACAGGGCAUCCCAUCUCUCCAGAGGUUGAGGAUUGUUAAUUGUUGCAGAUUAUUAAGCCUACCGAGUGGGCUCCAAUUCUGCACCUCUCUUCAGCAUCUGCAAAUAGGGCGGUGCUCUAGCCUAGUAUCGAUUUCAGUAUCAUAUCAUGUGUGCGACCACCAAGUCUCAACGAUUCAACCGGAUGAAGUCUAUAGAGGUGUUGUUGAGUAUUGCCGUAGUCUAAAAUCUAUUCAAGCUGAUCUCCGUCAGUCGUUGAUAUGUAAUUGUGGGAAAUUGAAAUAUGAGCCCACAGGAUUUCGCAGCCUCACGAGUUUGAAGAAUCUGUCAAUUGGUCCGUUCUGGAAGGAGCUGGACGCCUUCCCUGAUUUUCAGCUUCCACCUGGUUCACAACUUGAAGAGUUACGUUUGUUGGGUUGGCCUAAGCUCAAGUCUUUGCCCCAACAAAUUCAGCACUCUACUUGUUUAAAAUCUCUCUCGAUAUGUGACUUUCUGAGACUAGAGGCUCUUCCUGAGUGGUUGGGAAAUCUUACAUCUCUUGAGGCUCUGGAUAUCCAGCACUGUCGGUUCCUCAAGUCUCUGCCUGCACAAGAUGCUAUGAAAAGCCUCACCGAAUUGAAGAAGCUCUACAUUAAUACAUGCCUCCUGCUCGAGAAAAGAUGCAUCAAGGAGGCUGGCCCCGAAUGGCCCAAGAUUUCUCACAUCCCAAAAAUUGAGUGUUGGCCGGGAACAUACGGAAAUGCGGAGACUUCAACUUCUUCUCCAAUAAAUGCUGAGAAUUCAACAUCUUCUCCAAGAAAUGCUGAGAAUUUAACAUCUUUUCCAAGAAAUGUUGUGUUGGAUUGUUUGCCAUGUUGCUUUCUUUAAGGAAGACUUGCGAUGAAAUAAAAAUAUAUCAAUACCCUGUUUGAUUAAUAGUCAAGGGCCUGAUUGCCAUUUGCAUUUAUCAUCCCUGGCUGAUUUACAAGGAUUAGAUCUCUUUUAGCUGCAUCUGAGUUAUCUCAAAUCAGCGGUGCAGUGACUUGGUGUUGAUCAGCAUCAGCUAUGAGGAUGAGAAGUAUCCGCCUAAAGUGGAAGCUAUGAAAACAAAGAAGCACUGAGGACAGCCUGCGUGAGGGUGCUGACUUCUUAAAUUCCAAAGGUCUGCAUUGAAGCUAUGAGAGACCUCCCUGAACUACCACAGUUGGAUAUUCAUGGGGUUCAAGUUCCAGGGGAAACAUGUGCUUUUGAGUGUUUGAUAUUUCAGUUGUGCACGAUUACUUCCAUUCAUGUUCUACGUGCAACCGGUUUUUAAAAUCAUUGCUCUAUCGGUCUAUCCUACUCAAAUGGAAGAACAACUUAACUGGACCCAGCAUGGUGCGAACUCAGUUCAGAUUUUGUCCCCAGGAUCAAGGAAUUGGAGCACCCAAAUGUGAUCCCCGGUGGCUGCUGUUUAUUUCUUGGCUCUUGCAAAUGCUGGUUACUUUGCCCUAUAUUGAGAACAAACUCCAUCUGCAUCUUGGAUAAGCCAUUUAGUCAAGCAUGCAUGCAUGGUUUCUAGGAAACAAGCCUUCUAUUAUUUGAGAGCUGUAUGAACAACCUCCUGUCAGAUUUCGCAUUUUUGUGCUCUCAUGGUGUUUCCAUGAAAGCUUAAGGAAUGGAGCAACAAACAAGACCUGGAGGACCUGGACAAUUUGGUACCGUGGGCUUGUUUAUGAGUUACUCAUAUAUGGUUGUGGAGCUUAUUGUGAGCUUCUCUGCACUUCUUAUACUUUCAAGUAUCAAGCCGUACUUCUGAGA
This is a messenger RNA of Rosa rugosa (rugosa rose), 2431 nucleotides long. RefSeq names its product putative disease resistance protein RGA4. The transcript is spliced from 6 exons. Lineage: Eukaryota; Viridiplantae; Streptophyta; Magnoliopsida; Rosales; Rosaceae. The coding region runs from base 2 to 1519 and encodes 505 amino acids. The record is from RefSeq and is a predicted model, not a curated record. Gene Ontology annotation, biological process: defense response to fungus.